This is a messenger RNA of Stomoxys calcitrans (stable fly), 660 nucleotides long. RefSeq names its product zinc finger HIT domain-containing protein 3. The transcript has 3 exons. Lineage: Eukaryota; Metazoa; Arthropoda; Insecta; Diptera; Muscidae. The record is from RefSeq and is a predicted model, not a curated record. Gene Ontology annotation, molecular function: protein binding. Gene Ontology annotation, cellular component: pre-snoRNP complex; nucleus. Bases 86 to 499 code for a protein of 137 amino acids. Gene Ontology annotation, biological process: box C/D snoRNP assembly; snoRNA localization; maturation of LSU-rRNA from tricistronic rRNA transcript (SSU-rRNA, 5.8S rRNA, LSU-rRNA).
AUUUUCCACAUUUUUAUAUCAGCAGCAAAAGUAAACAAUAAAAUAAAGUUGUAUUAAAAAAACUGAAUUAUUUUGAAGAACUACAAUGGAAUGCAUAGUGUGCCACGAAGAAACAAACAAAUAUAAAUGCCCCAAGUGUACAAGUCCCUAUUGCUCUGUUGCAUGUUAUAAACUUCAUAAGGAUUCAUCAGAUUGUCUGACAAAGCUGAAGGAAACAGUUGCUAUUCCAUGUUUGGGGCAAGACGAAGAAGAGGAGCCAACACUGCAUGAUCCAUUUAAGACGGAAGAUACGGUGUCAAUAGACAAACUAAAAAUGCUUGAAAACAGUGUUCACUUGAAGAACCUACUAUGUAAUCCCCAUUUGAGAAAUCUGCUGACCGAAAUAGACACCGCACCUUAUGCGUGGAAAGCGAUCAGAGCGGCAAUGCAUGAACCAUUAUUUUUGGAAUUUGCCGAUGAAUGUUUAAGAGUGGUGGAACCUGGUGCACAAGAAGACUGAAUAAAUAGUUAAAGUUUAUACUUAAUAGGUUGUUAAGGACUUUUUUAAAAGAAAAGACUUGAAAGUUUAUAUUCUCCGUUGGAAUUAGCAACACAAUUUGUGUUAAUAUGCUUUAGAAUAUUAGAAUACCUUAAAUAGGUAAGACAUACCAAUAUUUCAAA